AUGCCGGACAUGAAGCAAGCGACUGACCAUCUCCAACCAAUCGAUCUCCCAUGCCAGAUUGGCUUGUAUUAUCCCGGCCGCCAAGGUAGGGUGGGUGUUCAAGAUACCCCUGAAAACCCGAUCAUUCGUGCCGAGAGACUUCGUCUCCGCCGGUGGCUCUCCACCAAUAUCGACAUUCAGUGGAACAAGCACGUCAAGAGCAUCAACCACAACGACCAGGGCGUCCAAGUCUUCUUCCAAGAUGGCAGCAGCGCCAAGGGCGACAUUUUGGUCGGAGCGGACGGCAUCAACAGCGUGGUCCGCGAGCAACUGCUCCAGACUCCCAGCUCGGCCCUCCUCAAGACGGUCCCCCUGGCAGCUAUCAUUGGCGAGGUGACCCUCCACGGCGACGCCUUCAAGCGCCAGCUCGAGCUAGGCCACUCAGCCUACAUUUACGUCGCCCCUGACCUCGGCUGCUGGAUGUUUGGCGGUCUGCACCACGCCCUCCCCGACGGCGUCUCCGGCAAACACUACUGGAUGCUCAUGAAGCCCGAUCCCACCGUCGCCGACCCCAACCACUGGCUUCAGACUGCUACCCAGCAGGAGAAGCUCGAUUACGCUUUGGCCCUUGUCGCGAAGCUCCCGCCCAAGUUUAGGGAGAUCUACGAGGCCACGCCCGCAAGCGGGAUCAAGCAGGAGAGUCAUGUGUGGAGGGAUCUUGAGCUGGAGAGUCUGCCUGCCGGACGGGUCGUUUUGCUUGGUGAUGCUGCUCAUGCCAUGACGCCGUUCCGUGGUGAGGGGGGGUAUAAUGCGCUGAUCGACUCCAUGAAGCUGGCCAAGAUACUGGCAGGCGUGGAUGGGAGUGAUAUUGACGCUAUCAAGAAGGCAGUAGAGGAGUAUAACAAGGAGAUGCUUGAGAGGGGCGUGGAGGCUGUUCGUGCUUCGAGGGGUGAACAGAGUGCUCAGAAGACCAAGAGCGCAAACGCAAAGGUCAUGAGUGCUGGGCAGGAGGCGCGGGUUUUGCCGGAAAGGGAGAUUGUUUUGACGGCCAGGGGCUGA
Molecule: messenger RNA, 1038 nt
Organism: Podospora anserina S mat+
Lineage: Eukaryota; Fungi; Ascomycota; Sordariomycetes; Sordariales; Podosporaceae
Exons: 1
Coding region: 1-1038 (345 amino acids)
Molecular function (GO): FAD binding
Source: RefSeq, a predicted model, not a curated record